AUGUCCAAGGCCGAGUACCGGGCGCUCAAGGCCCGGCUCCGGCACGAGUGCAGCCAGCGGCGCAUCCGCCUCGAAGAGUUUAUGAAAACCUUCGACGUGCACAAGACCAAGAAGGUGACAACCGACCAGUUUGCACGUGCGCUCGACGCCAGCGGCGUUCGGCUGAGCCGCGCCGAAGUCGAGUUGCUACUGCAAAAGUACCGUGUGCCGGACGCACCGCGGCUCGUCGACUACCGCCGGUUCUGCGACCUCAUCGACAAGAGCUGCACGGCCAAGGACCUCGAAAAGAAGUUCAAAACCAAACUCUCGCUCGAGACAAUGCGCCCGACACAAGCCGGUGCGUUCACCAAGCAGCUGCCGACGAGCGAGAGCGAGGUAGCCGCACUGCGCUCAAUCACGGAGCAGCUCGCCCGCGCCGUGCGCAUCAAGGGCAUUGUGCUUAAAGAUGUGUUUCACGAUUUCGACAAAAACAACUCGGGGUUUGUGACGCAGGCGCGCUUUACGCGGGACCUCUUUGGCAUCCUCGGCGACGUCAACCCAAGUGAGCUCCGCGUGCUCAUCAAGGUCUACGGCGCCGGCCUCGACGUCAACUACAAGCUGCUGCACCACGAUUUGACCGACGGUGUCUUUCCUGCAUACUACAGCAACAAUGGUGUGAAUGCGUCGCCGCGGGCCAAGCGCCGGGGUGGCAACCAGUACGGUAGCACCGAAGCCGACGCGAUCGAAGGCCCGCUGCGGGAGAUUGCGGCCCGGGAUCGAAUCCGCGUCAAGAACUUCUUCACCGACUACGACCGGAUGCGGUCGGGCAAGUGCACGGAGGCUCAGUUCAUGCGCGCGGUCAAGGUGUGCUUUGGCGCGCUCACGCAGAGCGACUUGGACGUCCUCGUCGCCAAGUACGCGGUCGGUAUCGUCGAUGUGAGCCACGAGCGCAAAGUCGACUACAUUGCCUUCUGCAAGAGCAUUGCGCUCGGCGAGACGCACGACGAAGCCAACGAACUCGAAACAACGACGACGACCGGGACUCGCUUAGCGUCAGCGUCGACGUGCCCACGCUGCCGUCGGCCGCCUGCUCCCGCGGCGUCCGCGGCGUGCUCUCCGACACUGAGCUCCGUCACGACGCGCCGCAUUGCGCUCAAGCCUGCGUUCACCGACUUUGACCGCGGCAAGACCGAGUGCGUCACGUGCGAACAGUUUGCGCGGGUCUUGGCGCUCUUCAACUUGCACGUCGUGUCGCCGGCCGAGAAGCAUGUGGUGCUGAAGCGGUAUGCGAGCACGCGCCUCAACUCGGCGCCCGUCGCGCAGCUCGCCUUUGACAACAAGGCGUUCGUCAACUACAAGACGUUCUGCCUCGACUUGGACGGAUACGACGAAUCGAUGCAGCGGCCCGCGUCAAGCGAGCCUGUCAAGCGCGGCGGCAUGCCCAAGGUCACGGACGACGCCCCGUCCGAGGCCAAUCGCCUCGACAUCAAGCCGUCGUUCGAGGACUUUGACUUGGCCAACCAAGGCUUCAUCUCGCACACCAAGUUUGAGCGCGUGCUCUCGGUCUUCCAGCUGCUGCCGGCCGACGCGCCGACGUGCCGCGCCCUCUGCAUCAAGUUUUCCGAGCGCGGGAACGCACCGAUGCCGGGCGUGAGCUCGACGUGCGACGUCAACUACCGAGCGUUUUUGCACGCGCUCUCGCAGCUCCAAGGCGGUGCGACGCGCGUCCCAGGGGCGCGCGAGUACCGACUGCAGCUCGCGGCCGGGAGCCACAUGGACGGCAAUGCCGCCGCGGCGCUUCGCCGGUCGAAAGUAACGCCGCAUGCGGUGCGCCUUCCGUCGCUGCUCAAGGACCUGCGGCUCCAAAUCGACGCCAAGCGCGUUCGCAUCAAACAGUUUUUUGCCGAGAGUGACCGACUGCGCACCGGCGACAUCACCGUCGCCAAGUUCCACACCGCCAUCAACCGCUGCGGCCUCGUUGUCAACGCCGACGACGUGCACACGCUCAACGCCGCCUUUGCGUCGACGAGUCGACCGGACCAAAUCGACUACCGCGCCUUUCUGGACGCCAUCGAGGCGACGUCGCACACGGAGGACUGCCGCGACGAGGUGCCGGCGCCAGAGAAGUCGCCCGCGCUGGACGCGCUCCUUGGGCGCAUUCGAACGGCGGUCGAGUUUCGCCGACUCAACAUGAAGCCGUACUUUGAAGACUACGACCACAACUUUCUCAUGCACGUGACCAAGACGCAGUUUGCCGCCGUGCUCAACCUCAUGCGCAUCGAGCUCUCGCCGGCCGAGACGAGCUUGCUCACGAACGCGUACGCUGUGCACCACGGACGUCAAGUCAACCCGGACGUGCACUACCUCCGGUUCCUCGAAGCCGUCGACCCCGUGUAUAGACCGGUGCAGUAG
Messenger RNA from Saprolegnia parasitica CBS 223.65, 2391 nucleotides. RefSeq lists its product as hypothetical. The record is from RefSeq and is a predicted model, not a curated record. Gene Ontology annotation, molecular function: calcium ion binding. The transcript has 10 exons. Bases 1 to 2391 code for a protein of 796 amino acids. Lineage: Eukaryota; Oomycota; Saprolegniomycetes; Saprolegniales; Saprolegniaceae.